CGACUCGUGCCGGUUCAAUUUCUCGCUCUCGUUCAUUCUUCCCCCUAGCGAACGAGCGAGAGAGAGAGGCAGCCAUGGCGGAUUCCGAAGAGGAGCUAGUCCUCCUUGAUCGUUCCUCUCGAGCUACCAGAGGAAAAAGAAUGACUAAAUUGUUGAAUGAAGAGGUUGAACAGGAUGAAGUAUUUUGGAAUCAAGAUGCUCUUAUGGAGGAAGAGAAUGAUGAAAAUUAUGAAGAAGAGCCUGAAGUUGCUGAUGAGUUUGAUAGUGACUUUGUUGAUGAUGAAUCUGAACCUGAUGAUGAAACUGAAGUAGUUGCAGAAGACAAAUUACCUGUCAAAAAACGGCUAAUAUUCCCUGGGAAGACAAUACCAAAAAAGAAAAGCAAAACAAAGGUUCUUGCAAAGCUCGAAACGACUCCAAAAGAUGAAUUAUCUGAGAAAUCUCCCCCUUCUGAAAAUCAGGAUUUACCUGAUGACGCAGAAGGUGAAAGAACAGUGCGAAAAUCAACUAGAACAGCAGUUAUUGUUAGGCAAGCAGAAAGAGAAAUACGUGCAGCAUUGCAGGCGUCUAUGAAGCCAAUUAAAAGGAAAAAGGAAGGUGAGGAGAAACGGAUGACACAAGAGGAGAUGCUUCUAGAAGCUGCUCAAACAGAAAUUAUGAACCUGCGAAAUUUGGAACGUGUCCUAGCAAGGGAAGAAGAGGUCAAGAAGAAGGCUGUUGUACAUAAAGCAGUUUAUGAUGGUCCUCAAAUUAGAUUUUUAUCAAGAGAUGGCGAAUCACAUCUAGAAUUCAUCAAAGGCGCUUCUUUCCAGAACGAAAUUUCUACAACACCAGUUUCAUAUCCAGAGAAGACCGUUUGUGUGGUGACUGGAUUGCCUGCUAAAUAUCGUGACCCAAAGACAGGAUUACCAUAUGCAACAUUAGAGGCCUUCAAAUUGAUUCGUGAGAGAUUCUUGAAACAGGAAGCCUCCAAGAAGCAGCAGCAAUGUAUGGACAUGGGAGACCUGUUCGAUACAAUACACCGCGAAGGAUUCCUAUCAAAGCGGAAAAGAACCGAAGUUAGCAUGACCAAAGGACGAUCCGAUCCGCGCUUAGGAGCUCGAUUUCGAAAAAUACCCGCUCUCGAUAUGUUUGAUCAAGAUUGAGGAUCGGUAUCUUUGCAAAAGAAAACUAGAUGUACAGCUCAGGUUGUAUAUUUGUAUGCGUAUUCAGGAUCAACUACAAUUAGGCCAACUCUAAGCACUAAUUUUUGUUUAAUCGUUUCAUAAAUUUUCUGCAGCAGUUAAAUAAUACAGACUCUCACUCAACUGGUGGAUUUGGUUAUAUAUUUUUAAGCAGUCUUAUCAACU
This is a messenger RNA of Zingiber officinale, 1349 nucleotides long. RefSeq names its product SWR1 complex subunit 2-like. The record is from RefSeq and is a predicted model, not a curated record. Gene Ontology annotation, cellular component: nucleus. Gene Ontology annotation, molecular function: ATP-dependent H2AZ histone chaperone activity. NCBI's taxonomy places the organism in Eukaryota, Viridiplantae, Streptophyta, Magnoliopsida, Zingiberales, Zingiberaceae. Gene Ontology annotation, biological process: chromatin remodeling; regulation of DNA-templated transcription. Bases 75 to 1145 code for a protein of 356 amino acids. The transcript is spliced from 11 exons.